AUGGCUUCGUUUUUAACAAGCCUCGGACGAUUGGCUUUCUUCGUUCUGAUAACUACACAGAGCAUCUUUCUGUCUGCCUAUCUCGCUAAGUAUGAAGGCAAAUCCAAUUGGUAUUUCAUGGCCUUUUCCUUUGGCCCAGCAGUUUUUGCUUGGAUUCAUCGUCUACGGUUAAAAUCGCUGUGCCUUCGUUGGCUCUUUCGAAUUUGGGGUCUGUAUAUUUUGGCUUUUGUUGCAAACAUCGCAAUGGUAUUAGUAAUGAUCGGGGAUAGAGUCAGCAAGACUGAGUUUUUAAGUCCAAAUGUAUUGAGGGCAAUUCUGUGCAUUACACCACUUCUGCUACUACUGUUGCUAAACACAGGCGAUCUCGAUGAUUCAGCCGAAGGUAAGAAAGCAAGGGAGAUUGUUUCCAAGCUAUGUUUUCCCAUGGCCGUCGAUCUGUUCGAUGGAGUCGAGAUGAUAGAUAUCGUGUUAGAGGCGAGGGAGCAUAACUUUGGAAUACCUAAAGCAUUCAGUGCAGCAAUGAUCGCGUCGGCUAGCUCAAGUUUCAUCAUGUUGGUAAUUCCCUGGCAAAUGGUAGAGACUAAACUUACCGAAAAGGGGUCGAAAACUCGUUUCCGUACUGCAAUAGUCCACAACAUUGUUCAAAUGGUUUGCGUAAAUGUACCAUUCUUGGUUAUUCGUUCGGUGGUGUUCAUGUUUGGCAAAGACGAGUCCAUCUUCAUUGCCAAGAAUUGCAUAGGAAUAGUACUUUCCCUAAUGGAAAUUCGUGAUCUACGCCAUUCACGUCGGGUUGGACAUGGAGACUAUGGAGACCAAAGAGACCAAGGAGACCAAAGAGACCAAGGAGACCAAGGAGAUCAAGGAGACCAAGGAGACCAAGUAGUUUAGAAUAAGUACAUUUUGUAGCUCCCCAAUCUCACGUCAAGAUCUCAAAAUGCACUUAAAUUUUUGUAUUAGUAUUUGCAAGCAACAAAUUCCCAUUUUAAUUAGACUCCUGUAACCUGAUGUGAGUAGGCUACUUUUUGUUUCCUCUAUAGUUUUUUUUUUCGGUUCUGCAAACUUUACAUAGAGCUUACAAUUAAUUUCUCAUGUGUCUCAAAUGUAUCUUAUAUAGAUCAGUUUAUUGUGCUGUAUCCAGUCGUAUAUAUGUGAUAGAAAGGAUUUUUGAACUCCAGGGCUUGUGAAUUGCGCUGAAAUGACAAUUAAUUUUUGUAUCAUAUGUACCUAGAUGACGGCCUUAAUUCUUUUUCCUGUCUUGAAUAAUGGAACUACAUUCUAUAUGUAUCAGCCACGACUAGAAAAGUGAAUUAAACAUGUAAAUAAAUUCACAUUUACGCAAAGAAGUCCUGUCAGGUUCACUCUUUUCAAGAGAACUUGAAGUCUUGUGUCAGUUGAUGGACAUUAUCAUUAAUCUAUAUCGAAGGAAAACAGAAACUAUCUUUGUCACGAAAAGUUUGAAAAUACAAAAGGAAAAAUGUAGGGAAAAGGAAAAUUGGAGUUUUGAAGAGAAUGUCUAUUAGGGAUCCGGUUGAUUUACAUUUUGUCUCGAGCAAUACCAAAAACAUUUUGUAGGUUUUUAAAACACAAUCACCUAGAGCACCCUACCAAUUAAUUAUAAAAUCAUGUAUUAUUUUGUUUAUUACAUAAACGCAAUAGCCCUUUACUGAAAAGAAAAGCCGACUUCAUUAACGAAUAAAAUAAAGAAAUCGACAAUUCCCCUUCGCACAGUGGGUUAACGCUAAAGGCCCGAAAUGGAAAAAUGCGUUGAAUCAUGAUUACAAAAACAAUAAUGGACGUAACUUUCAGUGCACAAUAUUCCCUUUCAUCGACAUUGUCUUUACCGACAGAAGAAAUCUUUCAGGUAACGGCCAAAUGGGCCUGUGGCAAAUUUUCCAGUCGCCGAUUUUCGCUCUCAGCCGCGCGAAAUGCUGUUACCAAAGCCACUAAAUACAUACAUUUCGGUUUUUCUUUUCGUAUACUGGUUUUCUUUCCCUUCUAAGAAAGUUUGAACGUCACUGUUUGUAAGUGAUACGGAUUUUUCAGUGUUAGCCGCCAUAAUCCCAGAAAAUUCCCACAAACUACCCUGGGUUGAGAAUGGCGAAGGUUUUGCCGUUCAUUCACAUGACGUUUUCAACACGGACAAAGUGUGUAAUUGAUUAAGAAUUCCGAUUUUAAUCGACACAUGCGCAAUGAGGCGCUAGAAUUACCCAGGGUAAUUCUAGCGUCUCAUUGAUCGCAUGACCUAAACGCACGGUUGACUAAAAACGUGAUGGCGCUUCCACAAACUGUGGGCUUCAAGGCUGAAGCAGUCGAUGAAGAAGGAGUUUGGUGCGAGUGCAUUGUUGAAGAAGUAAACGAUGAUUACGUGAUCGUUUCCUUUGACGGCUGGAAUGCGGAGAAGAAUCGCAGCGUCUGUGAUCCAAGAGAGAUCAGGGAUCGAACACUGCCUGAUCGGAAAAGAAAUCGAAGAAACCUUUCUCUUUAGUGAACAAUGUCUUCGCUUUAAGAAGACCGACUUUUACUUUUAAAUACCACCCAAACUUAUGUAAACAAAAAGCUGAAAUUACGGUUCGCUUCAAUUUUAGGCGUGAAUUUGCAUAAUAUUUCAUGGACGAAAUAUUUAUGAAUUUCAAAGACUACAUCUGCUUUAUCUUUAUCCGCUUAGCAAACAAAGCUCUCCAAAUUACAGUCAAAACACCAGACGUAAUUCCAAAUUUACAGAUGAGAACGCUGACCAAUACUUCUCUUUAUAUCAUUGGCUCCGACUCUUUAGUGCAACAUAUUUUGACGAUAUUCUUAUGUGAUCAGUGUUAAAGUUAACAUUUAUGAACCAAAUUACAUGGAAAGGGAAGUCAUCUUGACCGAAUAAGAUUGGUCAAGAGAGAAAAUAUAUUCCAUAGUCGAUCUCAAGUUUUUAUUUCACUUUUUGUCUUCAUCUCUUCUGCCCGCUGUGAGGGGAGAAAAUGAAUAGAUAAACAAAUAUAUGAAAAAAGAAAGCUCAACAGUGUCCACUUAUAGUUACAUGGUACAUGAACUGAUUACCGAGGUGGAGUGAAGCCAUAGAGGGCUAGAAAUGCAAUAUCCUAGGUUCAAAAAAUGUAUAUCCGAGCUUGCAAAUUGUCUGACCUACGAGUCAGCGGAAUCCCUUGUCCAAGUUUUAAUUUGGUUUAUGACUUGUUAACUCUAAAUCUCUGAUCACACUAGUAUUACGUUAUCACAUUUUUCCAAAAUCUAUUGUACUUAAGAGUCUGAGCCAGUGAUAUAUGAAUGGAGAGAUAUUGGUCAGCGGACUCAUUGUUUUGGCCGCUGUCAUUUGAUACCGAUUGAUCAUCAGUAAAACGGUUUGUAGCCAGUGCUUCUCCACUUACGUCUAGCUAAUAGGAACACGCUGAUUGAUAUCAGUGAGCCCGCAAUGUGACAUGAAUACUGGUCGGAGGAUUUUUCGGUGCAACAGCUGUCACUUUAACAUCUCAAUGAGAAUGUCCGCUAUAACACGAAUGCACUGGCGGAGUUAAACGAUUGCAUUGGAAACUUAUUACAUUUAGGACCAAAUGUAAUUACAUUUAGGACUUUAUUACAUUUAGGACAAUUAUUACAUGAUGCAAUCCGUGGAAGUGAGUGGUAUUCGGGGAAUCCCCGAAUCAUUGCUAUGCAACAUUUUUCUUAGAAAUUCCAUGCGUCACCUUGCAAGGUUUCUCGGAAAUGGCUCAUUUGACAGGUCCAGAUUUUCAGCGAAUUAAAAGUCUCUUUAGUUCAAAAUCUUUAGACUUUUUUUAAAUUGAGAGUUAAAAAAAAAAAAAAAAACGGCGGAGUUAGGCAAAGUGUCAUCCUCAAAAAAUCCGGGCUAAAGAACAAAUCCUUUUCGAUUUUGUCUUCGUUUCGCCCAAAUAUUUACGAUUUUCGUUGAUUUCCCAAAUUCACUCUGUGAGUUGGACUUUUCAUCAUCCCCAAGCCAUUCCGUCCAGUAGCCCCCAAAAAAAAAAAAAAAAAAAAAAAAAAAAAAAAAAAAAAGAAUUAUCAUUCUUUUACACGUUUCAAAAAUUGAAGAAAAGACACGACACUGGUUUUUAUUACAUCCAUUCUGAAAUAACUGCUGAUCCUUGUAAUCUGAUUGGCUCUAAUGGUGCGAUUUAUUCACAAAAAGCACCUUUUUCCUCUAAAUUGCAUCUUUCUCCCACCCAAUGAAAUUGAAAAAGGACUCAGUUUUGCAAAUUUCUGAAGACCAGCUCGCUACUAGAUAAAAAAAGCAUUUCCACAGACUAAAAAGUCCUGUAUCCGAGGAACUGAAUUUUGUCAUUUCAAACUGGAUGUAAUAAAGUGGUGUUUGAAAUUCGUUUCGUGCAAUCAUACUUGUGAUUUCAAAUCAAACUCGUGCUGCACAGUCCUUUAAAUUUAGAAUUACUCAUAUGCGCAUAUGACCUCAGACCUAAUAAUACAUAAAAUAUUGCCAAGAGAAUUCUAUGGAGCCGAAAGGUCAUGAAGGUGCACACAAACAUGUGGAGCUUUCGAAAAUACUUGGCGUUUUGCGGAUUUGCGGGACUCAACAGUCACCAUGCACCCCCCCCCCCUCCCCAAGAAAAUCAUCAGCUAUUGCAGCAUUAGUUGAUUGGGAAUUUUCACAGGCAAAAUUUAGCGGUGAAGACAUAUUUGAUUAAAUGUUCACAACCGUCCAUAACUGUUCCUCUCAUUAGUAUCUAGUGACAAACUUGGCAUUAGCUUAUAGCGCACGGUUAAUACGAAUUCACUCUAUUGGAUGAAUACAUAUAUAGAAAACUACCGUUUAAUAAUGAAAGAAAACUUAGGUAACAGUUCUUCUUCCAACGUCAAUUAAGUUCGUUACAACAACAUUAUCCAGAUCACAGGCACUAUAUUGAUUACUCAAAAUCUAGCUUACUAAUUGUUAAUUGUGCUCAAACUAGCUGUCCAUCUGCGAGUUGUCCACCGUCCGGAACCUCUUAUCUUUAUCCCGAACAGUUGAGACACCAGAAGGCUGAUAAAGACGAAUGCAAGCAUUGCAGAACAAUUGCAGGAAAAUACAGGGCGACCAAUCCAGAGAAACUAAUCUUUGUGUUUGUAUUUUGCAGGAUACAAAGCAAGCGAGUAGGCCUGGAGGCCUGCUAAGACAAAGAAAAGGAAUCUGCCAAUGUAGACUAAGUAUGAGGCCAUGAGAAAGAUAUCCUUUUCGAAAGGUUUUUCUACGAUAUGCGUUUCUUCAAGAAAGUCCAAUAACAAAGUUGAUACUAUAAUAAUUGCAUGGAAAUAAACUUUACGCCGAAUUUAGGAAAGUUUCCUAGAAAGUGUAAUACAAUGAAGUAAUCUCUUCCAAGAAAAGCAGAUGUGAAAAAAAGCCAGAAUCGCAGAUUAAAAAAGAUACAUAUAUGUUAUUUGCCGGCUGGGAGGUCCGUAUGGUGAAAAACUGUGACCGAGGUCUUGAAAAUACUGCCCGAGGCCGUUGGCCGACGGCAACAUUUUCAAGACCGAGGUUGACAGUUUUCCACCAUACGGACCGACCCUUAGCCGGUAAAUAACAUGUUUAUUUUUUUUAAACUUGACGAGAUUCUUUCCGAAAGAACCCGAAUGAUUUAGGGCUGUAAAUACGGCAAGAUCUUCCAUAAACUGAACAAUUUUUGACCGAGUAACUGGUUAAAAUAGGGGUGAUGCAAAUUAAAGAGAGAUGCCUCACCGAAGCAUUUUCAUUUCGGAAACGAUAAAGGUGAUUUAAAAGGCCUCUUAACAAACUUUGAAACAUUAUUUUCACAAGUACCUGUGACAAUCUGACACCUGUCAAUUAGAGAGCGCGUAAGAAGAAAAAAGCGCACCAAGAUUUGAAAAACAACGGAACUAGUUUGGCAAGGACUGUCACGACAAUGUUUUCUUCAAAAACAGUCAAUGAUCUAACGGAAAGUAUUAUUCACUCUGAUCGACGACUCGUUCAUGUUCGAAGAUUUACCUCUGUUCAUUAAGGAAACGGCAAGGAAAAUAAUAAAUUCAAAUUUUUUAAUUUGAAGUUGUGAGAGCUUACUCGUUUGUUUGCUGCAGAAAAAGAAUCUGCCGAUGUAGACUAAGUAUGAGGCCAUGAGAAAGAUAUCCUUUUUGAAAAGUUUUUUUUUACGAUAAGCGUUUCUUCGAGAAAGUCCAAUAACAAAGUUGAUACUAUAAUAAUUGCAUCGAAAUAAACUUUACGCCGAAUUCUAGAAAGUUUCCUAGAAAGUGCAAUUUAAUGAAGUAAUCUUAUCCCAGAAAAGCAAGUGUGAACAAAUAGAAAUCAAAAGCCAGAAUCGCUGAUUAAAGAAGCUACAUAGGAAUAUCAAGUCUCCAGCAGCGACCAAAUUAAGUAUGCAAUCAGUCUGUGCAUCUGAGCUUCUGGAACAUUCGGGUAAUUUACUUUUGCAUCAUUUGAUCAGGAUAGAUGUGGCGUUUCCUCAUUCGCUGCUAAAUGUACGGUAUCAUUUCCAAUUGUAGUGAUCAGCACAAUUUGCUUCUUAUUGUUUCAGACAGCUGUUAGACAUAAUUAUGGCUUCGUUUUCAGCAACGCUCGGAAGAUUGGCUCUCUUCGUUCUGAUAACUACACAGAGCAUUUUUCUAUCUGCUUAUCUUGCGAAGUAUGAAGGCAAAUCCAAUUGGUAUUUCAUGGUUAUUUCCUUUGUCCCAGCGGUUGUUGUUUGGAUAUGGAAAUCUUUUAAAUCGCUGUGCCUUCGUUGGCUCUUUCGAAUUUGGGGUCUGUAUGUUGUGGCUUUGGUUGUAAACAUUGCAAUGGUAGUAGUACUCGUCGGAGAUAGAAUCAGCAAGACCGAGUUUUUGAGUCCAAAUGCAUUGAAGGCGAUUCUGUGCAUUACACCAAUUGUUUUACUACCGUUGCUAAACACAGGCGAUCUCAAUGAUUCACACGGAAAUUAUAAAGAAACAGAGAUUGUUUCCUAUCUGUGUCUUCCCAUGACCGUCGAUCUGUUCGAUGGAGUCGAGAUGAUAGAUAUCGUGUUAGAAGCAAGAGAGUGCCACUUUGAAAUACCCAAAGCAUUCAGUACAGCAAUUAUCGCGUUGGCUUGCUUCGGUUUUAUCAUGUUGGUAUCUCCCUGGCACAUGACAGAAAUUAAAAUCACCCCUGAUGAGGCGAAGAUUCGUUUCCACACCCAAAGGUAUCGCAAUAUUGUUCAAAUAGUUUGCGUAAAUGUACCUUUCUUGGUCUUUCGUACGGUGGUGUUCUCUGUGUUUGGCAAAGACGAGUCCAUCUUCAUUGCCAAGAAUGGCUUAGGAAUAGUACUUUCCAUUAUGGAAAUUCGUAAUCUACGCCAUUCACGUCGUGUUAGACAAGGAGACCAAGGACAGCAAGGAGACCAAGGACACCAAGGAGACCAAGGACAGCAAGGACACCAAGGAAACCAAGAACAGCAAGGAGACUAAGGAGACCAAUAGCGCCAAGGACACCAAGGGGAUCAGGGAGACCAAGUAGACCAAGUUUGUAGCUGUAGCUGUAGUUUGUAGCUCCUCAAUUUUAUGUUAAGAUCUCAAAAUGCACUCUUGUUUUUGUAUUACAUUUUGCAAGCAACAAAUUCCAAUUUUUAAUCAGUCUCUUGUAACCUGAUGUGAGUAGACUGCAUUUUGUUUCGUCUAUGGUUUUUUCGGUUCUGCAGACUGUAUAUAGAGCUUACAAUUAAUAUUUCCAUGUGUUCCAAAUAUAUCUUAUAUAGUUCAGUUUACUGUGUUGUAUCCAGUCGUAUAUAUAUGAUAGAAAAGAUUUUUGAAUCGCAGGGCUUGUGAAUUGCACUGAAAUGGCAAUUAAUUUUUGUAUCAGGUGUACCUAGAUAACUGCCUUAAUUCUUUUUCUUCCUUUGAAUAAUGGAACUAUACUCUACACGUAUCAGCGACGAUUAGGAAAGUGAAUUACACAUGUAAAUAAAUUCACAUUUACGCAAAGAAGUUCUGUGAGGUUCACUCUUUUCCAGAGAAUUGAAGUCUUAUAUCAGUUGAUGGACAAUCUACAUCAAAGGAAAACAUGAAAAACUAUCUUUGUUUUGGAUUUUUCAGUGUUAGCUUCCGUAAUCCCAGAAAAUUCCCACAAACUACCUUGGAUUGAGAAUGGCGAAGGUUUUGCCGUUCAUUCAUCCAACCUGACCGAGUGGUGCGCAAGGCGAGUGACGUGUCAGCUGCUGAUUAGCGAUAACAAAUACACGUGGUAUAAAAUAUGAUAUUUUUUCACGUGUUUUGUUAAAUAAUUUCUCGGGGCAGGAAAUCCUUUUAUAACACCGUAGUUUGUAUUAAUUUUUUUACAAAAGAAAAAAAAUUGGGGAAAAGGAAAACUGGAGUUUUGAAGAGAAUGCUCAUUAGGGAUCCGGUUGAUUUACAUUUUGUUUCCAGCAAUAUCAAAUAAAAUUUUUCAGGUUUUAAAAACACUUAAAGACUUAGAGCACCCCAUCAAUUAUUUAUAAAAUCAUGUAUAAUUAUGUUUAUCAUAUAAACACAAUAGCCCUUUACUGACGAGAAAAGCCGAAAUAAAGGAAUGGACUAUUGCCCAAUAAAAAUUGCACAGUGGGUUGGCGCUAAGGAAAAAUUCGUUGAAUCAUGAUAACAAAAACAAUCAAAACAAAAACAAAAUUCUCAUUCAUCUUAACAACAGAAGUAAUCUUUCAGGUAAACGGCCACAUCGGCCGGUGGCAAAUCUUCCAGUCGCCAAUUUUCGCUCUCAGCCGCGAGAAAUGCUGUUAUUAAAGCCACUUAAUACAUACAUUUCGGUUUUUCUUUUCGAAUACUGGUUUUCUUUCCCUUUCUUUCACUGUCUGUAAGUGAUACGGAUUUUUCCGUGUUAGCCACGGAAAACUAAAAACUAAACUACCUUGGAUUGAGAAUGGCGAAGGUUUUGCCGUUCAUUCAUCUAACCCGACCGAGUGGCGUGAAAGGCGAGUGACGUGUCAGCUGCUGAUUGGCGACAACAAAUACACGUGAAAAAAUAUGUAAUUUUUCACGUGUUUUGUUACAGAAUUUCUCGGGGCAGGAAAUCCUUUUAUAACACCGUAGUUUGUAUGAUAAAUUAAGUUAUCAACCAACCAAUCAAUUUACAACUCCUGUGAGACAGCUGUUUUUUUUUCUGACAGCCUGAAUGCUCACUGCCAAGCCACUUCAGCUGGCUCAUGAUAGAAAACUAGAAACUAAAACUAAAACAGAAAACUAGACAGAAACUAAACUCACCGAAAAGGGGCCGAGAUUCGUUUCCAUACCACAUUGUACCGCAAUAUUGUUCAAAUAGUUUGCAUAAAUGUACCAUUCUUGGUUAUUCGUGCAGUGGUGUUCUUUAUGUUUGGCAAAGAUGAGUUCAUCUUCAGUGCUAAGAAUGGCAUAGCAAUAGUACUUUCUGUUUUGGAAAUUCGUAAUCUAUACAGUUUACGCCGGGUUGGACCGAUACCAAGUAGUUUAGAGAAUAAGUACAUUUUUGUAGCUCCUCGAUUUCAUGUUAAGAUCUCAAAAUGCACUAUUAAUUUUGUCUUACAUUUUGCAAGCAACUAACUCCCAUUGAAAUCAGUCUCCUGUAACCUAUUGUGAGUAGACUAUUUUUUGUUUCCUCUAUAGUUAAAUUUUUUCGGCUCUGCAAAUUGUACAUAGAGUUUACAAUGAAUUUUUUCAUGUGUCCCAAAUAUAUCUUUUAUAGAACAGUUUAUUGUGUUAUCUCCAGUCGUAUGUAUGUGAUAGAAAAGAUUUUUGAACUGUACGGUUUGUGAAUUGCGCCGAAAUGGCAGUUAAUUUUUUUAUUAGGUGUAUCUAGAUGAUUAUGACUUAAUUAUUUUUCUUCUCUUGAAUAAUUGAACUGUCUUCUACAUGUAUCAGCCCCGAUUAGGAAAGUGAAUUGAACAUGUGAAUGAAUUCACAUUUAUGCAAACAAGUUGUGUGAGGUUCACUCUUUUCAAGAGAGCCUGAGGUCUUGUAUCAGUUGAUGGACAAUAUCAUUAAUCCAUAUCAAAGAAAAACAUGGAAAACCAUCUUUAUCACGAAAAGUAAGAAAAUACAAAAGAAAACAAAUUAGGGAAAAGGAAAAUUGGAGUUUUGAAAAGAAUGCUUAUUAGGGAUCCGGUUUAUUUACAAUUAGUUUUAAGCAAUAUCAAACACAAUUUUUCAGGUUUAUAAACACUCAAAUGACUUAGAGCACCCCACCAAUUAUUUAUAACAUCAUGUAUUAUUUUGUUUAUCAUAUAAACACAAUAGCCCUUUACUGACGAGAAAAGCCGACUUUAUCAAUGAAUAAAAAUAAAGAAAUCGACAAUUCCCCAAGAAAAAUCGCACAGUGGGUUGGUGACAAGGCUCAAGAUGGAAAAAUGUUUUAAAUCAUAAUUACAAAAACAAUUAUGGACGUAAUUUUUAAUUUGAACAAAUUUAAUUCAUCGACUUCGUCCUUACCGACAAAACAAAUCUUUUAGGUAAACGGCCAAAUCGGCCUGUUGCAAAUCUUUCAGUUGCCGAUCUUCGUUCUCGGCCAAGAGAAAUGUUAUUACCAAAGCCACUGAAUACGUAACUUUUGUUUUUCUUUCGUAUAACGGUUUUCUUUCCAUUCUAGGAAAGUUUGAACGGGAAAAGGAAAAGGAAAAUUGGAAGUUUGAAGAGAAUGCUCCGGUUGAUUUACAUUUUAUUUUAAGCAAUAUCAAACAAGAUAUUUCAGGUUUUUAAAACACUCAAAUGAGUUUGAGCACCCCACCAAUUAUUUAUAAAAUCAUGUAUUAUUUUGUCUAUCAUAUAAAUACAAUAGCCCUUUACUGAAGAGAAAAGCCGACUUUAUUAGUGAAUUAAAAUAAAGAAAUCGACAAGUCCCCAAUAGAAAUCGCACAGUGGGUUGGUGCCAUGGCUCAAGAUGGAAAAAUACGUUGAGUCAUGAUUACAAAAAUAAUUAUGGGCGUAAUUUUCAAUGUACAAAAUUCACAUUCAUCGACUUUGUCCUUACCGACAGAAGAAAUCUUUCUGGUAAAUGGCCCCAACUGCCCAUGGCAAAUCUUCCAGUCGUCGAUUUUCGCUCUCAGCCGCGACAAAUGCUGUUACUUUCGAUUUUUCAUUCCCUUCUCAGAAAGUUUGAACGUCACUGUCUGUAAGUGAUACGGAUAUUUCAGUGUUAGCCGCCAUGAUCCGAGGAAAUUCCCACAAACUACCUUGGAUUGAGAAUCGCGAAGGUUUUGCCGUUCAUUCAUCUGACCUGACCGAGUGGCGCAAAAGGCAAGUGACGUGUCAGCAGCUGAUUGGGGAUAUCAAAUACACGUGAAAAAAAUAUGGUAUUUUUUUCACUUGUUUUGUUACGACAUUUCUUGGAGCUGGAAAUCAAACGGUGAAAUGUUAAACAAACUAGAAAAAUACAUAACUGUGCAAAGGAACUUAAAGUUGUCGAAUGUGUGAUCUCGCGUUUGAUUGAACAGUUCAGUCUCUCUGGGCUCCUAGACUCCCUAACUUCUUAGCUCAUCGUUACAACACUGAAAAAUCUCCAAAAUCCAAUGAAUGAUCAAAAUGCCAUUUUUGGCCACGAAAAUUGACGCAUCUCUCUUGAACUUAAAGCACAGAGCCAAUCGAAGGCCUAAAAAAACACAAUAAAUAAGUAAAAACUGAAAGGUGAUACCGAUGAUGGCUGAUUAUUUGUAAAUAGACUUGUCCGAAAUCUUGUUCUCAACUAAUUGAAAAUGCGAAAGCAUAAAACGUAUGCAAACGAAGGUAAUGAUAGCUUCCUCAAAGCGCUUGGGAAUGCCAAGGUCAUUUACCUCCGGAAUAACUUGCAGCAUUUCAGUUCCGUCGAAAAGAUCUAAUGUUAUUUGGAAGACCAGCUUUAAUUAGGGCUCUUUGUCUUCACUUUUCGUUUCAAAUGUGUUAAGCCACAGCAACAAAAGGAGCGGAAUCGUCAAGAGAUCCGGGCCAAAUUAAAGAACAAAUCCUUUUCGCUUCUGUCUUUGAUUCGUGUAAAUAUGACUCCAAUUAUGGCACUAGAGCAAGCCAUACGUACAGAUCCCAAACGGAAGGUACCCAAGUGAUGAGGUUGUCAUUGCACACAACGAUAAACCAGAGAGUCAAGGAUGGGAUGUAGAGAGAAGAAAAGUAUACCAGUUAUUUUGAUUUUCGUAGCGUGUUGGAUAUGAAGCGAAGGAGGCAAGCCAACAAAGAUUGAGACAUUUUAAGACUCAAAUUGCUCUUGUUGUGGUAGACUUAAGAGGAAUGCUCAGACACUGGAAAACUCCGUUCACCCCGUAAUGAGGACUUUAAAUUGAUAAUCAAUCUAAAGAUGCGUCAUUAGAACAAAUUUAUUCUUUUUCUCAGGAAAAAAAAAUUAUCAAAGACUAACGGAUCUCAAGUUUUCCUGGAAAGCCUCCUGACUUUAUGUACCCAAUUAUCCAAGAUGCUACCGUUUCUGUCUCGGCAAACACAGGUAACAAAAUUACUAACUAAUGAGGUCGUUUACAUGCAUAUUAUGCAUCAAUGUAUCUUUGCUCCUAAACACGUAUUUCAAACUUAGAUCGAUACAACUGCAUGUUUCUUAAAGUAAAGCAGAAAUGAGUUUGCCCGCCAAUACAGACAGUUAUUUCUUCUACUUUCUUAUUUAACUUUACCACUACUCAACUAACAUUGUUAGUUGACAAAGAAAGGCAGGUAUCAGGUAACGGACUAAAAGGCACCCAACUUACAGCAAGACAUGCAAAAUAAAGCAGCUACUAACAGUAAAAUGUGGCUUAGAUAACAAUAGAAAAAAUCAUCAGGCGAUAGUCACGAUUUUUGGUAAAAAAUGCACGAUAUAUGACUUGGCUUGUUCUUCGAUUUCGUCCCUUAGUGUUUCGUUUCAUUUCCCAAAUUCCCUUUGUGAGUUGCACCUUUCACCUUUCACCUUCUUUCACCUUCCUCGAGCCAUCCCGUCUAUUCUUUAAAUUGCUUUAAAAAGUUCCUAGUCUAGGUGCCAUUCUUCUUCUGUCCCCACCUUCCAAUCGAUAUGUUUACUUAAUUAAAUUAAUUAAUUACUUACUACUGAAUUUUAGUUGUGGAGUAAUUAGGAAAUCAUCCCUCGUGUUGCCACCCAAAGUAAUUAUGAUUUAUUUACAAAAAGCACCCUUUUUUCUCUAAAUUGCAUCUUUCUCCCACCCGAUGAAAUUGAAAAACGGCUUUUGCAGCCUUUUGAAGACCAGCUCACGACUGGAUCAAAAAAGCAUUUUUACAGACUAAAAUGUCCUGUAUCUGAAGGCCUAAAUUUUGCCAUUUCAAAAUGGACGUAAUAAAGUGGUGUCUAAACUCGUGCCUCGUGCCGCACACUUCUUUGAUUUUGAAAUCACUCAUAUGCGCAUAUGAUUUCAGACCUAAUAACACAUGUAAUAAUGUCAAGAAAAUUAAGUGGAGCGGAGAGGUUAUGAAGGUGCUUACAUUCGUGUGGAGCUUUUGAAUAUACUCGCCUUUUUCCGAUUUGUGUGACUUUACAGUCACCGUGCACCACCCGACGAAAAUCAUUAGCUAUUGCAGCAUUGCUUGAUUGGGAAUUUUCACGGGCAAAUUUAGCGGUGAAGAUGUAUUUGAUUAGAUGUUCACAACCGUCCAUAACUGUUCCUUUCCUUAGCAUCUAGUGACAAACUCAGCAUUAGCUUAUAACGAACGGGUUAUGCAGAUUCACUCUAAUGGAUGAGUACAUAUGUAGAAAACUUCUAUAAAAAAACAAAAGAAAACUUAGGUAACACUUCCUCUUCCAUUAAAAGACGAACAUCAAUUAAAUUAAAUUAUCCCGAUCACAGGCACCAUACUGAUUACUCAAAAUCUACCUUACUAAUCGCCAUGGCUCUAUUUAUUCUCUUCGAUAAUGACCAGCUUUUCCACUCCAUCGAAGAGAUCCAACGUCAUUCGGAGAGACAACUGCCGGAUCAGGUCUCGGUAGACGAUGCAAUCCCUUCCCGUACUUGAAAGCAACGAAAUAAUCACCAGGGAACGGCAAAGUGUCGUCUUUAGAAUGUUUGGACCGAAGAAUUUAGCUUUGUCAAAGUUAUCUUUAAUCGGUUCGUCUCCUCCAAAUAUGAUCUCAACGAAGAUUACGAAACCAACGAUAUAGCACGUCCAAACAGCUAAUAACAAUUGUAAUUUCUUGUAGUCGAACAUGAUGUAAAGCCUUAGAACAAUUGCAGAAGCGUACAGGGCGACCAAUCCAUAGAAACCAUCUUUUUGUUUGUAUUUUGCAAGAUACAAAGCCAGCGAGUAGGCCUGGAGGCCUGCUAAGACGAAGAAAAGGAAUCUACCAAUGUAGACUAAGCAGGAGGCCAUGAGAAAGAUAUCCUUUUUGAAAGGUUUUUCUACGAUAAGCGUUUCUUCAAGAAAGUCCAAUAACAAAGUUGAUGCUAAAAUAAUUGCAUCGAAAUAAACUAUACGCCGAUUUCAAGAAAGUUUUCUUGAAAGUGCAAUACAGUGGAGUAAUCUAUUCCGAGAAAAGCAGAUGUGAACAAAUACAAAUAAAAAGCCAGAAUCGCUGAUUAAGGAAGCUACAUAGGAAUAUCAAGUCUUCAGCAGCGACCAAAUUACGUAUGCAAUCAGUCUGUGCAUUUAAACUUCUGGAAUAUUCGGGUAAUUCAUUCUUGCAUCAUUUGAUCAGGAUAGAUGAGGCGUUUCCUCAUUCACUGCGAAGUUUUUCUUACAAAUGUACAGUAUCAAUUACUAUUGCAGUAGUCAACACAAUUUGCUUCUUCUAGUUUCAAACAGCUGUCAGACAUAAUAUGGCUUCGUUUUCAACAUUUCUCAGAAGAGUGGCUUUCUUAGGUCUGAUAACUAUACAGAGCAUACUUCUAUCUGUUUAUCUCGCGAAGUAUGAGGGCAAAUAUAGUUGGUAUUUCAUAGCCUUUUCCUUUGGCUCAGCAGUUGUUGCUUGGAUUGUGUGUCUAUAUUUCAAAUCGCUGUACCUUGGUUGGCUGUUUCGAAUUUGGGGUCUGUAUAUCGUGGCUUUGGUUGUAAACAUCAUCAUGGUAGUAAUAAUGCUCGGAGAUAGAAUCAGCAAGACCGAGUUUUUGAGUCCAAACGUAUAUAAGGCGAUUCUGUGCAUUACACCACUUCUGCUACUACUGUUGCCAAACACAGGCGAUCUCGACGAUUCUCACGAAAAUCAUAAAGAAACAGAGAUUGUUUUCCCAUUUGUGGUUACCCAUGACCAUCGAUCUGUUCGAUAGAGUCGAGAUGAUACAUAUCGUGUUAGAAGGAAGAGAGUACGACCUCGGAAUACCCAAAGCAUUCAGUACGGCAAUGUUCGCGUUGGCUUGCUUCUGUUUUAUCAUGUUGGUAUCUCCCUGGCAAAUGGUAGAAACUAGAUUAACCAAAGAUUGGUGGAAACCUCGUUUCCGUACCAAAUUGUAUCGCAAUGUUGUUCAAAUAGUUUGCGUAAAUGUACCUUUCUUGGUUAUUCGUGCGGUGGUGUUCUCUAUGUUUGGCAAAGACGAGUCCAUCUUCAUUGCCAAGAAUGGCAUAGGAAUAGUCCCUUUCAUUAUGGAAAUCCAUGAUCUACGCGAUUUACGUCGGGUUAGACAUGGAAACCAAGGAGACCAAGGUCAGUAAGGAGACCAAGGACAUCAAGGACAGCAAGGAGACCAAGGGGACCGAGGGGACCGAGGGGACCGAGGAGACCAAGUAGUUUGUAGCUGUAGCUGUAGCUGUAGGCUGUAGCUCCUCAAUUUCACGUUAAGUUCUCAAAAUGCACUCCAGCAACAAAUUCCCAUUUUAAUCAGUCUCUUGUAACCUGAUGUGAGUAGACCAAUUUUUGUUUCCUCUAUAGUUUUGUUUUCGGUUCUGAAAACUGUCCAUAUAGCUUACAAUUAAAUUUUCCAUGUUUCCCGAUUAUAUCUUGUAUAGAUCAGUUUAUUGUGUUGUAUCCAGUCGUAUUUGUGUGAUAGAAAGGACCUUUUAACUCUAGGACUUGUGAAUUGCGCUGAAAUGGCAGUUAGUUUUAAUAGCAGGUGACCGUAGAUGACUUUGUCUUAAUCCUUUUUCCUCUCUUGAACUAUGGAACUAUAUUCUACAUGUAUCAGUCACGAUUGGGAAAGUGAAUUGAACAUGUACAUAAAUUUACAUUUACGCGAAGAAGUUCUGUGAGGUUCACUCUAUUCAAGAGAACUUGAAGACGUCUAUCAGUUGAUGGACAAUAUCAUUUAUCUAUAUCAAAGGAAAACAUGAAAAUCUAUCUUUAACCCAAGUAAGAAAAUAUCAAAAGACAAAAGUUAGGGAAAAGGAAAACUGGAGUAUUGAAGAGGAUGCUCAUUAGGAUCCGGUUGAUUUACAUUUUGUUUCGAGCAAUAUCAAACAAACAUUUUCAGGUUUUUAAACACCUAAAUGUCUUAAAGCACCCCAACCCAUUAUUUAUAAAAUCUUGUAUUAUUUUGUUUAUCAUAUAAACACAAUAGCCCUUAACUGACAAGAAUAGUCGACUUUAUUAAUGAAUAAAAAUAAAGAAAUCGUCAAUUUCCCUUAAAAAAACGCACAGUGGGAUGGCGCUAGAGGCUCAAGAUGUAUAACACCGUAGUUUGUAUGAAUUUUGUACAAAAGAAAAAAAAUGGGGGAAAAGGAAAACUGGAGUUUUGAAGAGAAUGCUCAUCUGGGAUCCGGUUGAUUUACAUUUUGCUUCGAGCAAUAUCAAACAAAAACUUUCAGGUUUUUAAAACACUUAAAUGACUUAGAGCACCCCACCAAUUAUUUAUAAAAUCAUGUAUUAUUUUGUUUAUCAUAUAAACACAAUAGCCCUAUACUGACAAGAAAAGCCGACUUUAUUCAUGACUGAAAAUAGAGGAAUGGACAAUUCCCCAAUAAAAAUCGCACAGUGGGUUGGCGCUAAGGCUCAGGAUGGAAAUAGUCGUUGAAUCAUGAUUACAAAAACAAUCACGGACGUAAAUUUAAAUUUACAAAAUUCUCAUUCAUCUUUACCAACAGAAGAAAUCUUUCAGGUAAACGGCCACAUCGGCCUGUGGCAAAUCUUCCAGUUGCCGAUUUUCGCUCUCGGCGGCGAGAAAUGCUGUUGUUAAAGCUACUUAAUACUUACAUUUCGGUUUUUUUUUCGUAUACUGGUUUUCUCUCCCUCCUAGGAAAGUUUUAACAUCACUGUCUGUAAGUUAUACGGAUUUUUUAUUUUUAGCUGCCAUAAUCCGAGAAAAUUCCCACAAACUACUUCUCAAGCCAUCCCGUCUACUCUUUUAAUUACUAUAAAAAAUACUUAAUCAAGGCGCCAUUUUUUUGCCCUCACCUCAAAAUCGAUAUGAUAAAUUCUAAUUAAUUUUAGUUGUGGAGUAUUAGCAUAUAGAAAACUAUGCCUCUUGUUGUUACCCAAAGUAAAUAUGAAGCCAGGUACAAACUUAAGUCGGUGUUCCUCUUUUUUUAUGUAAUUGACGACAAAUUGAUUUCUACAACGACAUUGAACAUGUAUGAUUAACCGUUCUACGCUACCGCGCAGAGAAUAUUUAUGCAAUUUCGAUGAAAAGAAUCGGUGGCCUUAAUUUUUAAAUGAACCUUCUCGUCCUGCGGGAGGAGCUCAAAAUCGAAAAAAAAUAUCAUACUCAAAAUGUUUCAAAAACGGGGGGAAACGGAAAGACAAGGUAUUAGUUUUUAUUAUAUCCAUUUUGGAUGCAAUAGUUAGGGAUAGUUAUCAGAUUCGGAUGACCCAGACCAAAACAAAACAGUAACCAAUCGCUGCUCAGAUUCACGUUCAUGUGACAUCUUACCAAGGCAACAAUAAUACAUUCAUCUUGGCGUCCGAAGGCCGAACCACACUGAAGUACUAAACCGAGUGUUUUCCGUCUGAAAAUUGCGAUUGUAGCCAAAAUUGUACAAAUGGAAAGGUACAAUUUCAGACCCAUAUUAGAAUUGAAAAAUAUAAUAGCUUCUUCUCCUCUUUACUAUCGUGUACUGAAAUGAGAGGGUUGCUUUGAAUGAGAGCUUCUCGAAACAAGUAAGAAGUUGGAAGAUCUAUGCUGCCAUGGCCGCAUCCACUCCUUCCUCUUCCAUUUCUGAUUUGGUCAAUGAAAGGCUUCUCUCCACCUCUCCGCGAUGUUCCUCGCUGCAAUGGAAUGCCAAGCCUCAGGAUGUGGAUUAUGAAAGCGCUAAUUGAAACCUAUUCUGGACCAGGAAUACGCAAGUCAAGAGGAAAUGUACAAACAGAAUGGUGACUCAACUAUUGAAUCUAUUACAGCAGAGUGAAGAAACAUACGUCUCUAACAAUAAACAAUAAUACUCAAAUUCAAGGAGUUCAUCAAGGAACACCAACAGAGAAUGAAAACUUUCUAAAGCUACAAAAUGUCCUAGCCCUAGUGCAAGACAAUUUAUAGAGCAAAGACUUCGAGCAAGACUUCGUUGGAUGAAAGAAUCUCAAUGAAGGGCAAAAUUAAAUAACCUAUAUUUCAUUCAAAACAUGAAAGAAAACUUCCAUUGGUAAAUUAUAGCAUGGAGAAAAGUAAGAACAAUUUGUUUCAUAACACUUUUUGCAAUGUUGAAAAUCAUCUAAUCAUCAGAACAUAAGAAUAAUCGCAUAAAACUACCUCAAUCAAGGCCAUUCAAGAAGAUUCAUUAUUUUCAAAUAAAGAAAUACAGUAAAAGUGGGGAAAAAAUUAAAAUUGUGCUUUUGCAGCUAGAAACUAAAUCUUAGACCCAUAACCUGCGGUGAAAUGAAGCAAAAUGUUAACACCCGAUGCCAUGGUCGGAGCAGUUACACAGUUUCAUGUAAGUCAACAACAAUAAUGGAAAUGAUGACCCAGACAUGCAGAAGGAAAUGUUCAAUGAUUGAACAUAAACUUCAUGAUCAUGAUCUUUCCGAAUAAAAGUUCCUGCUCAGCGUGCAUAUCCUGUUUAAGUUCACUGACACACUGAAUUAAAUUGACACACUAAUUUGAAGCACAGUGAAAUAUUUGUAAAGAGAUAUAAAGGAUUUAUUGAAACAAAACAAUAAAAUACAAUACAAAAAGUCCAAAAGACCAUCUAAAAAAAUAACAUAAAAUAUUAUAUUUAUUUAUGCUUUCAGUAAGUCAUAUGCAAGGCAGAUGAAUUGAUAGUUCCUUGACACAACAUGGAAUUGAAUUUGUUGGAAACCUAACACCUGCAUCUCAUUAAUUUUCAUGAAACUAUAAUUAAAAAAUUCAACACAUUUGUUGUCUGCUUUUUCUAAAUUGCGAUUAAGUCUGGACUUUGAUAGAUGAAGGAAUAGCCAUGAAGAGCAUAUGCUACAGUAUGUACCACUAAAACCAAAUUAUAUUUUUGUUUAUUGAAACCCAAUUUAGUUUAUUUACAUUUCAUGUCUAUAAAAAAAACUACUUGAGUACUUGAAUUGGUAAAAAAAAAAAUUUCACUAUAUUCUCUGAAUAACAUAAGGAACCAUCAUUGAUUUUAAAAGGUUUUCUUACAAAUUAAGUAUAGUCCAGUGAUACGAAAUCGUCAAUUAGACAAAAAAUGUUCGAAUGAUAAAAACAGAGAUUAAAAGCAUCGUAUUCCUUGCCCGCUUCUUAAUAAAUUUUGUUUUCAACAAGGCGGUCAUUGCAUUUGGUUUUUAACAAAGCGGCCAGAAUCGUUCUUAAUAGAAUUUCAAGCCUUCGUAUAGUCUGGUAAAUUCGUACUAACCCGCGGCCAACUAAUGCCUUCUUAGGGUUGUCAUAAAAGUUUGAGUAACCGGACUGUGAUACAAAGAAGGCGGCCCUAAAAAGUUCUUUUUCCAUCAUUUUCAUUCUUUCAUGUCUGUUACGAGACAGAGAGGUCAGUACUCUGGAAACUUUUUUAAGGGGGCGGUGUGUGUUGAGAUCAUAGAAAGAUGCCGAAACUAACAAUAACAACACCUUUUGUCUGUAACUCUUACGCAGGACCAAUAUCAAAGCCCAGUUUUUUAUUACACCAAGACUAUCAUCUUUCUUCGAAGGGUCAAAAAGAAAUUUUUGCCGAAGGUGUAGGGCCAUCUACCUUUUAAUGAGCCUUUUUAAAUUAAUUAUGGUAGGAGGUGGUAAUGGGAAUAAAUUGCGCAUGAAAGGUCUGUGUCUUAUGGAAACUGUGCAGGUCACGAGGAAAAAGCGACAUGCACAUAAAGAUAAUGGGCUUUCAGAUUCUCUGCCAUUUAUAGACCUUUUAAUUCAUUUUCAAGUAUCGUUCAGAGCGCGAGAAAAGGAAAGAGCCGAAGGAUAUUUAAAGAACAAGAACUCUUUUGAAACUCCUAUGGACAGAAGGCCACAGCAGCCUCUGUUAGGCUGUCACCGAGCGCUUAAGAGAGAAAGUGAAAAAAGGAGAGGACUUGGUUAGGAGGGUGACUCCUUCAUUUCCUUUCAAUUGAGUCUUUUUUUUCACCCAUUAUCCCCCCCUCCCUUCCACCGCUCCGUUCAUAUUUGUUGUAUCGGAAGGCUGAUGUUUGAAAGUUGCAUGGUCUCAAGAAUCAACUGAAAAUAAUGAGACUGAGAAGAAUUGGAGCCGAGCAUUUUUUUUUCUUAACUCUCACCUACAUUUAGUUGACACAAUUACUGCAACAAUUGAUUGUCUAUCCCAGCUACUGUGCACGUACCCCUCAACUUACCCAACAUGGACCCUAACUUGUUAUCGGUAGACUGUUUUUGAGUUACGGGAGGGGCAGGGGCGCAAUUCCUCUGACAUUGAUCCUAGUACACGGUCCGCACCAAAUGCGAUACGUAAACGAAUCAAAAUAAGUUACAACCUUUAGGAAACUAGUUUCCGUUCUCAUAAGAAAGGAGAUUUUACCUUUUCGGUCUCUCGUAACACCACAUGAAAACCAGAUGUCUGUUUAUUGUUACUCUCUCACGCAUCCUUAGAAACAUUGAAAUCUACUUGAAGCUUUCAAAUACCACUCUAGAGAACACGAGAUCUCUUUGAAGAGAUCUGAUUCGCUGAUUUAAAUCUAAAUCUAAUGCAAGGUUAGUUUCUGGGAAUCUCAAGCAAAACUGGGCUGUGUUUUUCUCUGCUAUUCGUGAUGGAGUUGCUUUUAAAAAAACCUUAAAGAGGAUGUAACAUGUUCAAUUUGUUUAGAUACUCACACCAAAUCGAAGACCAUUUCUUGUCUUCAUACGUUCUGCAGUGAAUACCAAGAGAGACAUCCAUUAACGAGCCAAAAACAAGGGUUCGAGGAUUUUACCGAUGCUCCAAGCGUCAGGCACAAGCUCGCAUCCCUGAAGGAAAGCGUUUUGAUGAUCUGCCAGGCAGUUUUCUACACAACAGUUUUUUGAGUCUUCUCCCCGUUCGACGCAGCGGCGAAGGAAAUAAGAUCAGUUGUAGUACAUGCCAGAAGAAGAGCGCGGAGAUCAACUACUGCUUUGAUUGCGAGAAGUUUAUGCCCUGGGACUGUGCGAAAGCUUUGUUUCAGGGACACAAAGUGACACAGGUGCGACAGUUUCAAGCCACAGACUACGAGACCUUAUUGAACGACAGUCAUUUUGCUCCCUUAAGUACCAUGUGAAAGAAGUAAAAAAGUUUUUCUGCGUGGGCUGUCAAAGCUGAGUGUGUCAAUUUUGCAUCGCCUCUGAUCACAAGAGCCACGAUGUUGUUUCGCUUGAAAAGGCAGUGGACGAUGAAAAACAAACAUCAUUGCCACAACGAAGCUGAUCAAAGAGAAGAAGGAGGUCUGCCCGAGAAGUUAUUCGUGACUUUGAGAGGACGUAACAUGAGCUGGAAACGAAGAUUACCACAGCUAAACGCCAGGUUUCCCAAGCAGCCGAGCAGAUGAUGGAAAAGCUUCGUCAACUGGAACGUGAAGCCAUUACUGCCUUCGAGAAGACUCGGGUGUCAAGGAUAGAGAAAUUACAUUCUGGAAAAGCAUCGGUUGUCUCUUUCAAAAAGCAACUUGACCAGGCAUUUGAGUUUAGUAACAACCUGGAUGAAAGAGGCUCAAGUUCAGAUAUAAUGCAAAACAAGAAAAAUGUAAAAGAACGAAUCGCACACCAAGACCACAAUGCCAGCUCUUCCGGUAAGCUCGUCUGUAGAAUUUGUGUCGACAUGUGAACCAGAGAGUUUGUGUCUGGGAUUUACGAAAUUCAGGGAAACAGAUGUGCCAUGAUCGACCGUGGAAGGACUGGAUCAGAAUUUCCAAACUGAAGUAGAAGCGGAGUUACUAUUUUGUCCCAAAACAAGCGAAGGGGAGAUCAGAAACACUCAGCACACAGAUCGUGUGGAAAUACACAUGGACUGCUGAUCAGGUGAGGAGUUUGAAGAGGAGUGAUAAACAAGAUGGACUUUUCCUAGGAAAAUUUUUAGCGAAAGUACCAGGUACUUAUAAAAUGGAAGUAAAGAUAAAUGGACAGAAACUUGCCAAGAGUCCGUUUUCAUUUCUAUAAAAAGUGCGAGAAUUAAAUAUUAUAGGCGAGUUGGACUUUCCGUGAGAAAUACGUCCGUGUCCAGCAGGCAUUGCAGUGAACAAUAAAGUGUUAUUGCUGUAGCUGAUUUGGAUGGUCACUGUAUCCAGGUAUUUGAUGAAACAGGAAAGUUUGUGCGAAAACUUGGUAGUCCUGGACACAUGGAUGGACAGUUUGACGAACCAGUCGACGUCACAUUCUUCAAUGAUGACGAGAUUUUGGUGGCAGAUGAAUGUAAUCACUGAAUACAGCAGUUGAACGUACAGACAGGGAACUUUGUGAAAAGCUUUGGUAAACAGGGAAGUGGAGAUGGAGAGUUUAAGAUACCCACAAGUAUUUGUAUUUCAAGUGAUGAACGUUUUAUCGUUGUAGUGGAGUAUGAGAACAGCAGAAUUCAGGUUUUUACAACGGAUGGUGAACCUGUGUUUAAGUUUGGAGACAGCGGCCCAGAAAGGCUGGAUCAUCCGCUCGUUUGCAUCUGUUGCGUGGACAUAUUCAUUGUAACUGACCUCGAUAAUAAUUGUGGAAAGUGUUUGAUGAGAGAGGAAAGUUUUUGUAUAAGUUUGGAAGAAAAGGAAACGGUGAUGGACUAUUGAAUCGGCCGUAUGGCUUAUGUGUUGACAAACAUGACAACGUUUCUUAUGUGAGGGUGAUCGCAUUCAACAGUUUACAUUGGAAGGAACUUUCACUGGAAAGAUAAGUACUAUUAUUCAAUUUGAAUGGCCCUGGAGUGUUACCACAAUGCUCGAUGAUCAGAUUUUGGUCACAGACUUAAAGGGAAAGAAGUUUACUUUCUGAACUGAAUGCCCGUUUUCGAAAGUAACAUUCAAUUCUUCGUAAACAAACCUCUUCCGAAUAUCUUUAAGUUUUAUUGUUUUAUUAAUUUACAGAAACUUGUGCCAUGACAUGUGUUGCAAGAGAAUGCGAAAGAAAAUGGCUAGAAUCAGCAAUUUGCCUUCUAAUUUUGUCAGGAGAGUUCAAAAAGUUGUUGAUUCAUCACUUCGGUAAUGUGAUUGUUUAUGUUGUAAAUUAAUAAUGGUAAUAGUACCAAGUAGAGUUUAACACGGUCUGAAAUCAUACGAGUGAUUGACAAAGUUGGACGACAGCGUAAAGCGAGAAUCCGAUUUGUCCAUAACGGGUUUGAGAAAGCAAUUAGACAUCGGUUGUAAGUUUUCAUCAAAAUACGAACCGUCAAAUCGUCGAAAUUCACAACAACAGCGAGUGCUCAUGACACGCACUGUCCACUUACACAGACACGACGUGUCAACUGUUCUGUUCAACUGUCCAAUUAAAAGCAUGAUGCAUACACUAUCCUAUUGGUGCUCAAAUCAAUCACGUUCACUAAUCUUGUUAUAGUUUUGAUUAACCACAAAAUCGAUUUCAGACGAGAUUAAGCUUUUUAACCGUGUAAAGACCUGGGAGUGUUGUGAGGGCAAAAAAAAUACAUUUCUGCAAAAUAACUGUACAUUGGCACUGAUUAGUGUAAAUUGUUAUGCGUGGAUGAUUUCUAAUUAUCAGAUUUACACUUGUUCAGUAUGUAUAAAUAGAAUUUUCCCUGAGAAUAUUUUGGAGGACUUUUAGUUAAAUUUGAUGAUAGUAGUUCGCUCGUCAGAUGGAGCAUGCUUUUAAAUUAGCAGUUAUGGACUGUACCUUGCAUGAUUAUGCUGUAAACAAUUUGACAAUUCCGUAGUACUUAGUUGCUUUUGGAGGAUGACAUUUGAAAUGUGAUUAUAAACCGUCUAAAGGCUGAGGAAUGUUUUGAAUGCAUCAAGUUGGCAUUUCUAUUUAGGUAUUUUAUGCAUGGUGAAGUUUUCAUGAAAAAGUUCCUUUAAGUAUUAUGAAAAUGUAGAUUGAUUGAAUGAAUAACUGAUAUUAUAGGAUAUUUUCCAUUGUACUCAUAAACUGUUCCACAAUGCUUAUCUUUUAGGUUUGUAUAUAGCAUUGACCAUUGUUUAAACGAAAUUUUACUGAAUGCAUUGUGAAUAAAUUUGCUCGUUUGAUUUGCAAACGUGAGGAUUACUUUUUGACUCUGCCAGAUUACAUCAGUUGAUAGCUAGGACGUAAAGUUCACAAGAAGUAUUUAAAAAAUGACUUCAAAUUCGUUCUUCUUAGAGUAUUUAUAGAAAUUUUAUUUGCGGUUUCCUCUUUUAUUCUCUUGAACUUCAUUUUCCAAUAUCUUCUCUCACUGCAAUAUUUCCCAAAAAUUUGUCAAAACUGCACCGGGCCUAUUUUUUUGAGGACUUUGUUUACUGAUAGAUGGCUUCAUCGUCAUGACGCAAUCCGUGAAAAUGAGGGUUGUUCGGGGAAUCCCCGAAUCAUUGUUAUGCAACAUUUUUCCUAGAAACUCCAUAUGUCACCUUGCAAGGUUUCUCGGAAAUGAAUCAUUUGACAGGUCCAGAUUUUCAGCGAAUUAAAAGUCUCUUUAGCUCAAGAUUUUUAGACUUUUUUAGCAAGUGAACUUCUGGAGUAUUCGGGUAGUUCCGUCCUUUUCGCAUCAUUUGAUCAGGAUCGAUGAGGCGUUAUCUCAUUAGUCAGCACAGACUGAUUGCAUACAUAUCUUCCCGUAGUAGGUAAUUUCUGUUUUUGCACCAACCGAUGCUGCAAUAGCUUCAUGUGAUCUUAUUUCAGAAGCUCAUGUGCUCAGACUGAUUGCAUACGUAUAUUGGUCACUGUAGCUUCUUCUAUCGGCGCUUCUGGCUUUUUCUUCGUAUUUGUUCACAUCCGCUUUUCUCGGAAAAGAUUACUUCAUUGUAUUUCUUGCUCUUUCUAGGAAACGUUCUUGAAUUAGACGUAAAGUUCAUUUCUAUGCAAUUAUUAUAGCAUUAACUUUGUUAUUGGACCUUCUUGAAGAAACACUUGUCUUAGAGAUGGCCUCAUGCUUAGUCUACAUUGGCAGACUCCUUUUCUUCGCCUUGGUAGGCCUCCAGGCUUACUCGCUGGCUUCGUAUCCUGCAGAAUACAAACACAAAGAUAGUUUCUAUGGAUUGGUUGUCCUGUACAUACCUGCAGUUGGUUUAUGGCUUUACAUCAUGUGCGACGACAAGAAAUUACAGUGGUUAUUUGCUGUCUGGACGUGCUAUAUCGUUGGGUUCGUAAUCUUCGUCGUGAUCAUAUUUGGAGGCGACGAACCGAUUGAAGAUAAUCUCGACAAAGCGAACUUCUUCGGUCCAAACAUUCUAAAGACGACACUUUGCCUUGCCCCAUUGAUUCUGUUGUUACUUUUAAGUACAGGAACGAAUUCCAUCGUCUACCGAGACCUGAUCUGGCAGUUGUCUCUCCGAAUGGCGUUGGAUCUUUUCGAUGGAGUGGAAAUGCUGGAUGUCAUUAUUGAAGAGAAUGAAUUCAGCCAUGGUGUUCCCAAAAGCUUUGAAAAAGCAAUGGUUGCAUUCGUCUGUAUCAGCUUUCUGCUGUCUCCAUUACAACUGGUCGAGAUAAAGAUAAGAGGUUCCGGACGGUGGAAAAUUCGCAAAUGGACAGCUGGUUUGCGCACAACCUUACAAAUAAUCUGUGUUAAUUGCGUUUUUUUGUGGUUCCGCAUGUACCUAUGGCGGGGCUACGAGAAAGAUGCAUCAAUUUUUAUUGCUAAAAAUGCUAUUGUCAUUUGCCUUGGUCUCUUUGAGAUAUGUUCA
Molecule: messenger RNA, 25900 nt
Organism: Pocillopora meandrina
Lineage: Eukaryota; Metazoa; Cnidaria; Anthozoa; Scleractinia; Pocilloporidae
Source: the annotation of a GenBank genome assembly